GCCUGUUAAAGGAGCCUGGGGUUAAAGUAGGAAGAGCUGAAGGGGGAGGAAGAAGAAAAGGGAAGGUCCGUCCUCCCUCCGCACUGGAGUUUAACUACUUUAAAGCACUUCCACCAGCUUUUUAUCGAUGUAAAAUUAAAACCAGAGUAGUUUUGCGUCGCGGUCAGUCCAGGCAGUGAAGCUGGUGGGACUGAAGCAACCCGCGGGGUGACGGACAGCGACAUGUCGGAGGGAUCCGAGGCCGUCUGGAUGUGACUGUGAGAGGAUGGAUGGAGAGAAAGAGACAGCAGAGGAGAAGGAAGAGGAGGAGGAGGAGAAAGAGCUUUGUCAACAUUUCACGGCGGCCUCCUCUGUGGACUACCCUGACCUUCCCAUCAUGCACUGGGAGGACCUGAGCCAGAGGAUUGCCGAGCUGGAGAAACAGGAGCAGGAGAGGAGGGAAAGGUCAAAGAAAUGUGGCGUGAGGAUGGGGGAGAGUUACGAGGGCGUGUGGAGCGAUGUUUGGGAUGAAGAGGAGGAAGACUUCAGGAGGUGUCGAGCUGCUGCUGUCACGUCACGAUUUCACAACCACAGAAACCUGCAGCUGUGCUUCAUCAACGACAGCGAGAGUGAAGAAGAAGAGGAAGGAACCAAUAAAAAGGGUUCCAUGGGAACGGGUGGAAACGGUUGCCAUGCCACCGGGCUGAAACAGGAAGUGAUCAUCGCACUGAGGACACUGAGGGACAAACUGCUGGCUGAACAGAAGGAGACGGAGCAUCUAGCUGGCUGCAGCGACGUCACCAAGAGGAAACAUCUGGAGCGUUGGGAGCUGCAAGAGUGUUCAGAGAAACAGCUCAGCGGCCUUAGAGUGACACUUCAACAGGAAGUACACGCUCUGAGCUCCGAGCUGGUGGCCCAUCUGUUGGUACGAGACCAGCUGAGGACAAAGCAAGACGCCAUGCUGCUGGACGUGCAGGACCUGACCUAACACCGGGACCAGCGAUAGAACCGUCCACGAGAUUGAGGUAACUCCUCCUUAAUGCGAACGUUUGGACACAGUGGGACCAGGAUCAGCUGCUUGUCCACGGCGAUCCAGAGGUCUGUAAUCCAGUAGCAUAUUAGCAGGAUGGCUAAUUUAUCCAAACUGACCAAUCAGCAGCAUUCAGGGAAACAAACAGAGAUCUGAUUGGAUGGUGGAGAUAAAAGGGAAGGUGGAAAUCCCAAAAGUCAUUCUGCAUUGCUCUUCAUUGAGACGACCGAGGACUUCAUCGCAUGUUUAGCGGAGAGAAAAGGCUCUGCAGGUGUCUGCCGGUGACAUGGAACGUCGAGUAGAAGUAGACGAAGAAUCACAGUAUGGGAUGGAUUUUUGGAAUGUUAAAUCCGUAGGCAAAGAGUUCUGACAUGCUUCCUGCUCGCGAGGAUGGUGUUUAACUUAUCAGGGCUUUGAGAACUGAACGCAUCAAAAAGUAAGACAAAAACCACUCAAAUCUUGGAGAUGAUUUAGAUUUUGUUUUGGCCAUUCGACACAUUUAAUUCUUUUUAUCAGAUUUUCCUUUUACUUUAGACAAAAUUCAUUCAAAAUUUUAGAAUUUAUCACAAAAUUACAAAGUUGUAACAUUUGAUUUUUUUUUUUGUUUUUUUUUUUAGAAACUUUUCCAGCAGUUUUGGGAAUUUUCACAAAAUAUUUUUUUUCUAAAAAAAAGUCAGCUAUUUUAGGAAACUUUCAUCGGGAAUUUUUCUGGAAUUUUACUAGAAAUAGUAAGGAAUUUCUUGUGAAAUUUCAUAAACAUUUUUAAGGAACUUUUUCAAAAUUAUAAGGACAUUUUCCGGGAGUAUUUGAAUUAAAAAAAAAAAUCCAGGAAAUUAUAUUAAAUUCAUUGAGAUUUUUUUUUUAGGAAUUUCCCCCCAAAAAGUUGGGAAUUUCAGAAACUUCUCCAGGAUUAUUUUUGGGGGGAUCAAGUUUUUUUUCUGGAAUUUAUCAGUUUUUUCUUAUUUUUUUGAAGUAUUUCCAAUUGUUGAAAUUGUUGAAAACUUCUUGGAAAUUGCAGAAACUUUUAUCUAGACCAUUUCUGGAAUUUUGGAUUUUCCAGACUCAUUCGUAAAACAUGUAGAUGAAUUUUCAGGAUUUUAUAUGACAUGAGUAAGGAAUUUUGCCCAAAUGUUUUGUAAUCUUUUGCCAAGUAAGUUUGGAAUUUUCAUAAGAAAUUGUUCCAAAAAAUUCAAAACUUUCGUUAGGAACUUGAAUUUAAAAAGCAUUAUAUUUGUUUUCUUGAGUUUUCUGAAAAUUUGCAAUUAUUUUUCAGACAACUUGCCAGAAAGUUUCUGGAUUUUUUAAAUUAAUUUAACUAAACAUUUUUAAUUGACCCUUCAGUUCAUGACGUUUAAAAGGAAAAAACUUUUAAAUUUAUGAAAAAAAUGUUUAAAAUCUACCAAAAAAGCCUUGAAGUAUUUUCUCUAUCUAGUAAUGAAC
Messenger RNA from Cheilinus undulatus (humphead wrasse), 2449 nucleotides. Its product is annotated as schwannomin-interacting protein 1. Gene Ontology annotation, biological process: positive regulation of hippo signaling. Gene Ontology annotation, cellular component: plasma membrane; cell junction. The record is from RefSeq and is a predicted model, not a curated record. NCBI's taxonomy places the organism in Eukaryota, Metazoa, Chordata, Actinopteri, Labriformes, Labridae. The transcript has 7 exons. Bases 266 to 967 code for a protein of 233 amino acids.